AGAUGAUGAUGAUGAGGAGGAGGAGACCAUAGUUAUACCCUCACCUUCAAAAUGGGCAGACAUUAUAGGAGUAUCAGGGCCACAGGAUAUUGAUGCUACACGGAGGAUACAAUAUGAACAAACAGCACCUGAACAAUAUAAAAGGGCUCGCUCAGAAUCAGUAUCACCUCAACAAUCCCACAACAAAAAACCAAAUUUGGACUUAACACAUGAAGAUGAAGAGGAAGAUGAAGAUCUAGGAAGUGAAGUGGACGAUUAAUUUAAAUAGAAAAGUUAAUGCAUGUUAUAGUUGUUAAGAGUGAUGUGUUGUGUAAGUGUCAGUAAUAUAGACUAGUGAUAGAACUUAAAGACUAAAGUGAUAGUGAACUAUCCCGGGGGAAAGGCAUGUCAUGUACCCCACUUGGGGGUAGAUCUGAAAAACCAGUCUGGACACGUCAGGUGAGUCGGCACGCGUGCUCUCCCGGUAUUCCCGAAUAUCUACGUAUACAAUAAUUUUCUUACAGGUCAGACAGCAGAUGACCACGAACAAGUUUUAUCGUCAAACAUCCCCGGGACUAUGGGACAGGAGCAAGUGCGAUCGGUGCGCCUUCGGCUGUACCGCGAGGGUUUCACAGUGGACAACGGCCCGCUGCGUCACUAUACCGACCCUGAGAAUGCCGAGUUCCUUAACUGCAUUAGAAGAGGAGAGAUGCCAACGGAGCUGGCGGGCGAGGGCGGCGGCGUGCGCGUGAGCCUGGAGGACCGCUGGCACGAGGAGUACGCCAGGGCGCCGCCCAAGACGCGCGCCUUCGCCGGAAAGGGACAGAUGCUGGGCAGCCCAACUCCAACGACGGUAGGCGCGACAGCGCCGGUAGCCGCCGACCCCAAUGAUCGCGCCGCCAACCAGCGCGCCGCGCAGGAAGCCAUCAACCUCGACGAGGCGCAGCCCACCACUACCAUACAGUUCCGCCUAGCCGACGGCAGCCGUCUGACCGGUCGCUUCAACCACACGCACACCGUGUCCGACCUCGUAGGCUACGUGGCGCGCGCCGAGCCCGCCUACCAGCUGGCUCCCUUCGCGCUGCUCACCGCGUUCCCGUCGCGCGAGCUGGCCGAGCCUGCCGCCACGCUGGCCCAGGCCGGCCUGCUCAACUCCACGCUGCUGCAGCGGCUCAAGUAGACAAUAAACGCGAGAGAGAAAUAUAGCCGUUUUAUUUCAGUACACAAAACAAAAGACUGGACGCUAGGGCACUGAGACACGCCAUGGGCACGCUGCACGGCUCAAGUAGGAGAUAAUAAACGCGAGAGA
Ostrinia furnacalis (Asian corn borer) is the source of this 1288-nucleotide messenger RNA. It is a transcript of the gene p47, whose product is annotated as NSFL1 cofactor p47. Gene Ontology annotation, molecular function: ubiquitin binding. NCBI's taxonomy places the organism in Eukaryota, Metazoa, Arthropoda, Insecta, Lepidoptera, Crambidae. The coding region runs from base 557 to 1159 and encodes 200 amino acids. The transcript is spliced from 5 exons. The record is from RefSeq and is a predicted model, not a curated record. Gene Ontology annotation, biological process: autophagosome assembly; membrane fusion; Golgi organization. Gene Ontology annotation, cellular component: cytosol; nucleus.